AUGGAGGACGGAGACAGCGUGAGUUCCACCGAGGCGCCAGCCGCGGAAGAGGCCAUGCCGCGGAAGAAGCUUACUUUGCAGGAGCGGCUGGCGCUGGCAGCAUCCAAGAACAGCCGCAAGGACGAUGGCAAGGACGGCAGAGAGAGCAAGGAGGUCACGGGUCCUAAGGACUCCAAAGACGCUGGGUUGGGAGCCGAGACGGCCAAAGAUGAGUUCUCGCUGCCUGCAGACUACAAGACUCUGGAGCACGACGCGCUGCUUGCGCUCCUUGAGCAUUCGGCCCAGGUGGUAGGAGAUCUCAAACGGACAAAUCAGCAGUUGGCACGCAAGGUGGACGAUCUACGUCGUGAGAGGGCUCCUAAGCGCUCAAUCACGCCGGUUGGCAGCGACGAGGCGCUCAGGCGCAAGCUGGAGGAGAAAGAGCGCCAGAUCAAGGAACUGCUGGAGGAAGGGUCCAAAUUGUCGAUGAAAGAGGUGAACCUGACGCAGACCAUCAAGAAGAUGAAACAGAAAGAGCUGGAUCUGGAGGAGGACCUGGCGCGUUCCGAAAGGGAUGUAGGCAGUUUGCAGGCGCGCGUGGCAGAGCUGGAGGCCGAGGUGAGCGGGUUCAAGCACAACGAGCGGAGCGCCAAGGAGGACCGUCUAGGGUACGAGAGCUUGCAGAAAAAAUUCGAAAAGAUGCAGCAGGAAAGGGACGCCGCUGUGGACGAGCUGAAGGAGCUGAAAAUGCGUAGACUGGACGUCCAGGUGGCGACUCUGCAGAAACAGCUCGAGACAGAGCUAAAGAAUGGAGCACGGCUCCAGGAAAGGCUCGACAAGACCACAGAGGAGUUCAGCCUGUACAAGGAGGACGCACGUAACCAGAUAUCGCAGCUGACGUACAAGUUGGAACGAGAGCGCGCGCGAUACAACGAGCUGAGCGAGGAAAAUGCUGCCGAAAUCAAGCGGCUGGAAAAUAAGAUGGAGGCGUUCCGGCUGCUCAGCGAGUCUGUGGACAGGACUGUGGACACGGCAGGUGUGUCAGACGCGUCGUCUGUUUCUAUCGACCUGGUACAGGCACAGUACACACAGGCACAGGAGAACUGGAAGCUGAUUGAGAGCUCGUACUUGAAGAAGAUCUCGGCGCUGGAGAACGACGUCGAGGUGCUCAAACAGAAGGAUUUUGCUAACUCACGGAAGAUCAAGACGAUGCAAAGCGACCUCAGGUCCAGAGCAGCAGAGAUCAGCGAGCUGCUUGAAAACGAGUCUGCAGUAAGAGCCGAGCUGGAGGCUACCAAGAACCAGCUCGAGAUCACCGAAAACGACCUCGAGACGGCCAGACAGGGUCAGGAUGCGCUCCGAAAGGACUACGAAGUGGAAAAAGCCAGCCUCGAAAAGAAAAUCCAGACCCUUGAGGAAGAGAAGACCCGUCUUGCCAAUAUUAAUAAGCUCCGCAUAGACACCCAGGCAUCUAUCCAGCAGGCGAGCCAGCCACAGACAGGCUUCUAUCUCAACGAGUUCAACUCCUCGUCGAGCCUCAACUACUACCGCACACAGCGCUCCGUUUCGCUUGCUUCUGCCGACAACAUAGCAUUGGGCGAGUCGUCUACGACUCCUCGACCAGGAGCGUUUGCAGGUGUUUCAAGCCGCGGCCAGUCACAGUCUUCGCUCUUUGGCCCCACUCUGAACCACUCGCAGAGCAGCACAAUGCUGGACACGAUUGACGACCCACUGGCCGCAGAGGAAGACAUGUUUCCUGGCUCGUCUCCGAAUUCUGGCUACCGGGGCCAAGGCGAGCCGGGACUCAGCCACACGACGUCGACGGAGGAUCUGGAAACUCCGCACUCGUCCACGAUCGGCGGCAUGGGCAGCUCGAACGUGAAAGGCGGCUCAAACAUCCAGCUGAUGGGUAAACUGUCGUCGCGGAUCCGCCGUCUUGAGCUCGAAAUUCAGGGACUCAAAGACGAGAUUGCCGAGCUCAACGCGCAGAAACAGGAGGCGGCAAACGAAAUAGUUCAGCUGGUGCGCGAGAACGAGCAGACCAAGGAGUAUAAGGAAAAGCUGGCUUUCUUGGAGGAAGAGCACGCUGCUCUUACUUCCAACUACGAGGCUACAUUACAGCUUCUGGGCCAAAAAUCCGAGCAGUGCAAUGAGCUGCAGGCAGACGUGGAUGACCUAAAGGACUUGAUGAGGUCCCAGGUCCAGGAACUGGUGAGUUUACAGGAAAAGCUCGCUGCCAGUAAUUAA
This is a messenger RNA of Ogataea haglerorum, 2226 nucleotides long. RefSeq lists its product as uncharacterized. The transcript has a single exon. The coding region runs from base 1 to 2226 and encodes 741 amino acids. The record is from RefSeq and is a predicted model, not a curated record. NCBI's taxonomy places the organism in Eukaryota, Fungi, Ascomycota, Pichiomycetes, Pichiales, Pichiaceae. Gene Ontology annotation, cellular component: endoplasmic reticulum; Golgi apparatus.